AUGUCUACACCACGACCACAUUCGCCACCGCGGCUAGAAGGCUCAUCAGAGCCUCGCAAGAGCAUGGUCGGCGUCCCAGAGCCAGGCUUUGCAGGCCCAUCGAACCGCACCGGUUUACUCCUCGAGUUCUUCGCGACGAUGAAGCGCCCGGCAGAUUUCAAGUGCUUCCGCGCAAUAGGCCAUGACGGCACCUGCAGGACCAUACGUUGGCUACCGGGCCCCUCAGAUCAGCCGACGGGUAUGGAGGUCUACGACGCACAGCCCAUGUCACCUGAGGUGCUAACGCAGUAUCUCAAUCGGCAGGAGUGGAGCCAAGAGAUUGAAAAUCGCUUCCGUGGUGUUGAUGGCAGGAAUACGCCGAAAGAGCAAUGGUCCAACCCACUUCCUGGUGUUCUACCUCCUCCAAGUACUAAGAACGAGCGGCUAGCAGAGAGGGACCGAUUCAACGAGGAACAAAGAAUCCUAAGAGAGAAGAUAGAAAGAGGGGAAUUGGAGCCAGAGUACUCAGGUCCAGUUUGUGGCGCUGUGCGUAGUAGCUAUGAUUUGCGACCACGGUAG
Molecule: messenger RNA, 558 nt
Organism: Alternaria atra
Lineage: Eukaryota; Fungi; Ascomycota; Dothideomycetes; Pleosporales; Pleosporaceae
Exons: 3
Coding region: 1-558 (185 amino acids)
Source: RefSeq, a predicted model, not a curated record